Molecule: messenger RNA, 252 nt
Organism: Ilex paraguariensis (yerba mate)
Lineage: Eukaryota; Viridiplantae; Streptophyta; Magnoliopsida; Aquifoliales; Aquifoliaceae
Source: the annotation of a GenBank genome assembly
AUGAGGGAGGUGGUAGUGGGGUUUCCAGAGGGUGCUGGUGGGACAGAGUCAGCGGAACAUAGGAGUUGGACUCGGGAGGUGUGGGCGUCUGAUAUACCAAGAGGGGUGACGCCAGAUGCUAAGGGUACUACUGGACGAGCUGGGCAUGCGAUGCGGCACCUUGGUGUAGAGGAGGGGUGCCCUGGCGAUGCAAGGGGCUCCUUGACGCUGUUGUGGAGCGCCCUGCCGGGCACUGGUACUUUGGCGACCUAG